UGAAAAAAAAAAAAAAAAAAAAGAAGCAACAAAAGACAAGACGAUGGCAAAGAAGGGUGGAGACAAAGACUUGUUUGAGGACCCAGCCCCAACUGGCGAUGUCGAUCGAGAUGAAGAUCAGCCAGAGUCGAUUCUUGACCUGCCGCAGGAGGAAGAGAAGGGCGUUGGCAGGAGGAGGAAGGCGAGUCGCAAUGCCGGUAUCUUGCGCAUCGACACAUCCGCUCCUGGGGCCGCCAACGGAUUCGACAGUCGCCGGAAGAGUUCAGCCAGUUCGUUGGCAGAUUUCCGUUGCGCUGGCGCCACCUUAAAUCCUCACGCGGAUGAGGAUAGAUCUCCACUGCCAUCGGCCGAUCGCCUUUCCGUCAGUUUCAUCAUGGCAGCAGCAGACGCAUCCAGCGUCGGUACACCAUCCGUCAGGAUGGAUUCACCUCUCAGCGCUAUCCACCAUCUAUCCAAUCAUCAACCCCACUACUUGGAUAUCGAUGACGACUAUGAUGACGAUGAAUAUUCGAUUGCCGCGUCGAGCAUCCUGCAACAUCAACGGCGAUCCGGGGUAGGAGGAAGGUCAAGCUUUCAUCGACGCACCAGGUCCCUGCGUCGUGGACGUCGACCUUCGUCGCCCUUUCCCGGCGAUGAAUUGUCCUCGAUGGGCGGACGUAGACGCACGUCGCGCGGCCUCUCUGUCGCCACCAUCAGCUCGGCCGAGAUUGGAAUGGAAGAGACGGGCGGCGGCAAUCAUUUUUACGACCAACAAGAGCAGCGUGAAUCCGAAUCAGCGUCGACCCUGGAGCACGUUGCUCUUCAUAAGGAAGUAGUGCAGAACAUGCGCUACCAGCCGUGGGACAUGGGCCGCAAAUUAAGAGUCUUGCGCCGGGCCAAAACCUUUGUCCGGCAACACGAAGGCGCCCUACAGCAGAGGCUGGCCGAGUCACGCACGGCUAAAGAUGUUUUCGCCCGCGGACGCCUACUCGUGGCGAAAGCCAUUCAGUUGAGCGUGCGGGAAAUUCGAAAUUUGAUCUCGUUCCUGGUGCCGUGGGAAGCGAGGAUCAAAGAAAUCGAGUCGCUUUUCGGCUCGGCUGUCGCCUCCUAUUUUACCUUUUUGCGUUGGGUCUUUUGGAUCAACCUGGUCCUCACCACUUGCUUCGCCGUCUUUGUCGUCGUCCCAGAGGUGUUGGCCACCGAGUGGGACGUCAGCGGCGAACGUAAAGGCUUGCUGCCGGAAGAGAGACGGACGGCGACCGAUCUGCAGACGCUGUGGGAUUUCGAAGGCAUUCUCAAAUAUUCGCCCAUCUUUUAUGGCUUCUACAGCAACACUUAUGAGACCAACGAAGGAUACAAGCUGCCUUUCGCCUACUUUUUCACCGGAUUGGUCCUCUACAUGUACAGCUUCGUCGCCAUCCUCAGAAAGAUGGCCAAGAAUUCGAGGAUGGCCAAGUUGUCGGACAAGGAAGACGAGUGCACUUUUACUUGGAAAUUGUUUACCGGAUGGGAUUACAUGAUCGGGCACCCCGAAACGGGCGAGAACCGUCGAUCGGCCAUCACUCUUGGAUUCAAAGAAGCUCUUUUGGAAGAAAAGGAAAAGGAGCGGGCGACGGAAAAACUGACGCGCAACGUCAUCCUGCGCCGCAUCGCUGCCAAUUUCCUCGUCCUGAUGCUCCUCUGCUCAUCGGCCUACAUCGUCGUUCUGGUCGUGGAGCGAUCCACCGAGCCGGAUGCCGAAUCCAAUUGGUGGCGUCAGAACGAAAUCACCGUUAUCCUAUCGUUAAUCUCCAUCAUCUUUCCAAACAUUUUUGAGCUGAUUGGAAUCCUGGAAAAGUAUCAUCCGCGCAGACAAUUGCGAUGGCAAUUAGCGAGGAUCAUGAUACUGAAUUUACUCAACUUGUACACGCUGAUUUUCGCUCUGUUCGGCAAAGUGAACGCCAUGACGAGUCGGUUGGCCGUCAUGAAAUCCAACAUCAGUCAGCAAGGAUUGAACAUUGCCGAUUUACUGGAACACGACAAAUCCUCCUCUUUAUUGACGCCCAUUUUUAAUUCCACGUCGGAGACCAACGCCUUUUACGACGUCACCGAACCCACCGUCCUUUUCAUCCUGAACGCGACAGAGAAUCAAGUUCGCAUGGAAACGUACAGCACGUCCACCGAACCUGUGACGGAACAAGAUGAAGAAUCGUUGACUGGAACGUGUUUCCAAAUCAUGGUCGAUUGUCCUACCUUAGAGACGACGGAAGGUCCGUCCCUCAGCACGCACUCGGCCAUCACGACAACAAUGACGACGACGACGACGACGUUCAUUUCGGAAGAAGACGAACUCAUUUACGACGAAGAAGAAGAUUACGAAAACGUUCCAGAACGUGCGAAACGGCAGUUGGAGACGACGACGACGGGCAAUCCGUCGUCCUUGAAAUCUACUCCGCAAAGCAUCGGGCGAUUAUUGGACUCGCUCAAUUCGAUCCUGCGCAAUUUGAAACGCAACACGACCGUCCGCAUUCCGUACACGACGAGCACCGAGCCAAUGACUACAACUCAGACCAGCACCGUCGAUGUGAGAACAUCCGAAGCGACGAGCAGCAGUACGCCGGAAUUGCUGGACGAUCUGAUGCGCUGGCACACGGCCGGAUUGAUUUUGACGACGCAAGAAGACGAGGAUGUCGUAGAUGAUUCUUCAUUGGCCAGCAGCGCGUAUGACCUUUCCGUUUUGAAUCAAACCGACGUGCCGCCGGAUGAGUGGGUUGCGACCGACAAUGAGACGACCCGACAUCCGGUCGGGACGAGUGAAAGCACCACGCGGAACAUGUGCCCUUUGAUUGUUUGUCCGUGGAACGACACGGUCGGCUACUUCAGCAGUUUAACGACCGACAUUCCUGGAGAAGAAAAUGAUAACAGGAGCAGUCAUGGAGUGCCGUGUCGCGGCGAUAAUCCGCAAGGAUGCACUCCAUUUUGGACGAGUUCUCGAGAUGAAACAAUCACAUCGUUCCAUUCAUCCGUCCAUUUCUCCAGCAGCACUCUUCCAAACGAAGAAAUGGCGGCGAUUAGCAAAAUGCCGAAACCGACGCUGGAUCCGACGACCCGUCUGGAACUGCGCAAACUCUGCUGGGAGACCAUGUUCGGCCAGGAAUUGGUGAAAUUGACCAUCAUGGAUCUGGUAUUUACGACGAUAUCGAUUUUAAUCAUCGACUUUAUACGGGCCUUGUUUGUGCGCGUUUUCAACGGAUGUUGGUGCUGGGACUUGGAAAAGUAUUUCCCGCAGUACGGCGAGUUCAAGAUUGCUGAAAACAUUCUGCAUCUCGUCAACAAUCAAGGCAUGGUUUGGAUGGGAAUGUUCUUCUCGCCCGGUUUGCCGGCCAUCAACAUUUUCAAGCUAUUCCUGUUGCUCUACAUUCGUUCGUGGGCCGUCUUGACGUGCAACGUGCCCCACGAGGUGAUUUUCCGGGCAUCGCGGUCCAACAAUUUCUACCUGUGGCUGUUGUUGAUCAUGCUGUUUCUCUGCACUUUGCCCGUCGCCUACGCCAUCGUCUGGUUGGAGCCGUCUUGGCACUGCGGCCCGUUCAGCGAUUACGCCCGGAUUUUCCACGUCAUGACGCAGAGCUUACUGAAGGCGACGCCCGAGAGCCUCCACUGGGUCCUGAGCUAUAUCGCUUCGCCGGGCGUGGUGAUUCCGCUCCUGGUGCUUCUCAUUCUCGUCAUUUACUACUUGGUAUCGCUCAGCUCGUCGCUGAGAGAGGCCGUCACUGACUUGCGCACCCAAUUGAGACGCGAACGAGACGCGGAACGCAUGAAGACGAGACAGAAAAAGGAGCAAGAAAGUGCUGGGCCAUCGGCUCUUCCCGAUGCCGCGGCCGCAAAGAUAAUCGCCCAAUGGAGGACAGCUGUCCCUUUUGUGCCGACUAAGACGCAAACGAGUUUGCCUCAAACUUUGGCCAAAGAGGCCGUCGAAAAACGCAAAGAAGGAGGUUGUGCUGAAGCGACGCAUCAACGCGCAGGACCGGCGAUUCAAGUGUCUCCUCCGGUACAGCCGACAGUGACGGGACGUUACGGCGGCAGACGGGCACAGCCAGCCGAUAACGCUAGACCGACAGGCCGUCGAACUUCCGCCGGACCAGAAGCACGUGCCGAAGCGGCGGUUGGAGGAUACGCUGACGGGAGCGAUUUGGAUAUAAGCGAUUCGUUGCCGCGAGACAGUCCUGCCUUGAACGUUCGUGGACCUGCCGCUGGCCGGCCAGUGGAGCGAUCGGCCAGUCCACCACCUGCUCAGCCGGUCUAUGCAUCGGUGGUCAAGAAGAAGAAGAAGAAAUCGAGCAGCAGCAGCAGCGGUCCGCCGAUUGUAGGAGCCAAACCGAGUCGCACGUCCAUUGGCCAGUCGACGGCCAAGCCGCAGCCAACGGACGACACGAUGACUGAAGCGCCGCGUUCUCCGGCUCGCAUUCCGCUCAUCCGCAUCAGCCAAACGGAAAGUGUGGAGCAAGCCGAGAAGAAUCCAGCCACUCCAAUUACAGACAACUCAUCAACAGCGCAGGAUGGAACGGUGACUGGACUGGUAGCGUCAUCGCCCACUAAGAGCGGGGCCCUCAAUUUGAUUUUACAACGGGCUAAAGAAAGACGGGCUGCGGCCAAACAGCCAAUGGUUAUCAGCGAGUCUACGGCCGAUUUAGUCUUAAACAUGGAAGAAACGGCUACCGAGAACCAACAAGUCGAUGCUAAGAUGGAAGCGCUGGAUGAAACUUUGGAUUCCAUUUCGGAUGAUACGCCUACCAUAACGGAAAAUCAACAGUGAGGAGAUAAAAAAAAAUAAGAAGAAGAACGUGAGGAUGUGUGUGUGUGCACGGAGAGCAAACAAGUUUGUUGAUGUCCAAGGAGAGUAUAGUGAUGCCGUGUGUGUGUGUGUGUUGCUUCCGAGUCUGGUGUGUAUCGACGCGAUCGAUACACAAGACACGGCCCCGCUUUUGCCGGAAUGGAAGGGACAACUUGUCAACUACUCGCACACACACACACACAAGGAUGAGCGUCAUCAUUUGUCUUUAAACGUGUAUGUUGUAUCCGUUUUUGUUUGAACAAGUCAAUUUUCUUCUCUAUUUCUAAAGCCCCGUCUAUUUGGUCUAGUCAAAUUUUUUUUUUUCUUCUUAAUUGAUGUGUGAUUGUUUAAAGGCAUUUUUCUCACCCUCUUUGUCGGCUUCAAACUCCCGUUUUUUUUUUUUUUUUUUUCGUAUUAAAUUCCGCUUCAUUGUCGAAUUGGUUUCGCUGAAGAA
This is a messenger RNA of Daphnia carinata, 5243 nucleotides long. Its product is annotated as transmembrane channel-like protein. The transcript has 15 exons. Gene Ontology annotation, molecular function: mechanosensitive monoatomic ion channel activity. Gene Ontology annotation, cellular component: plasma membrane. The record is from RefSeq and is a predicted model, not a curated record. Bases 44 to 4771 code for a protein of 1575 amino acids. NCBI's taxonomy places the organism in Eukaryota, Metazoa, Arthropoda, Branchiopoda, Diplostraca, Daphniidae.